CAAAUUCAAAAUGCCUAACAAAAGAUGAGAUACGUAAUUUUUGUAGUUCUUUUGGGAAUAUUUCAGGUGUCUCUGGGGGAAUAUUCCGUGGAGGUUAACCUGGUCCGUUACUAUAGGGAGGAAGAGAGGUGCUGUGAUGGUGCCCUUAUCAUCUGUAACGAGUGUGAUGUGUAUAUGAAGGUGUGUCUGUCCCCGAGCGGAAUAUCCAGCCAGCCAUGCCAAGGAGGAAACAAAAACUACCGAGUGGACGAUACCCACGGGUUUUUGUUUAAGGAUCAAUCAAAUGUCAGGCAUCAUUCUGACUAUAAAUGGCAUAAUCUGAAGGAAAAUAAGGUAAAUAUUACGGUAGAAAUUGUUGUGUACGACUAUGAAGCAUUCCAUUCGGACACGACCCUCGGAAUCCUCCGACACAAUUACGUCGGUCCUAUGGUCCAGAACAAAUCCAUAACCACACUACCGGGACGAAAACAAAUCAAGGUAGAAUUUUUGCUGAGUAUUACGUGUAGUCCACAUUAUUAUGGACCAUCAUGCUCCAAGGUUUGUGUCACGCAGGGUAAUCUAACAUGUGAUACACAGGGUCAGCUGGUAUGCCAACCAAAUCACUGUGGUCCUGAUUGCUGUAAAGGCUGCGUAGCGCACAACAAUCACAUCUGUGACAAUAACGGCACACUUAGGUGUAGAGAAACUUUUUAUGGACCCAAUUGUAAAGCACGCUGUGUUCCCAAUGCUAAUCAGUUUUGCGAUGAUUUUGGAAAUCUUCACUGUAGACCGAAUUUCUAUGGUUCUCGUUGUUUAAUCAAAUGUGUAAGCACUGGUAAUCUGACGUGUGAUAAGACUGGGCAUCACAUCUGUAGGCCCAGUCACUGUGAGAGGGACUGUUGUGGUACGUGUAUUGCUACCGGAAAUCAGAUCUGUGAAUCAAAUGGAACAAUCGCAUGUAAACCUUCUUACUACGGUCAAAAUUGUUCGAUACAGUGUAUUCCCAGCGAGAAUCAGAUAUGUGAUCAUACAGGAAAUUUGCAAUGUAAGUAUAACCACUAUGGACUUAACUGCUCUACACUUUGUUUCCCACGUGACCACGUGAUUUGUGACGAGUUUGGAAAACAUAUUUGUUUGCCUAAUUACUGCGGCGAGGACUGUUGUGGAAAUUGUAUCGCUGUUGGUAACUUCGUGUGCGCAAAUGAAACAAAAGUAUGCAAAAAGAAUUUUUAUGGCAGCAAUUGUACUGUUAAAUGUGUCCCAAACCAAAACCAAAAUUGCAACGGCAAAGGCGUAUUAAAAUGUAAGCCUUCCUUUUAUGGUACAAAUUGUUCCAUCAACUGUUUUCCGAAAGGUAAUUUGGUCUGUGAUACAGAAGGUAAACAUGUGUGCAAGGCUAAUCACUGUGGUGAAGAUUGCUGUAGAAGUUGUAUUGCUAGUAGAAACCAGGUAUGUAAUGGUACCGGUUCUAUAGUAUGUAAACAAACCUAUUAUGGCGUAAAUUGUUCUAAACAAUGUAUUCCAUAUGGAAACAGAGUAUGUGAUUCUUUUGGAGAUUUGAAAUGUAAAGAGCAUUAUUACGGAUCAAACUGUUCCACGAAAUGUAUUCCAAUGGGGAACCUGAUAUGUAAUUCUGAUGGUAAACUUGUAUGUAGCCAGGACCACUGUGAUUUAGAUUGCUGUGGUCAGUGCAUUGCAUCCGGGAAUCAGAUUUGCGCACACAACGGAACUCUUAUCUGUAAGCAAAAUUAUUACGGGAAAGAUUGUAGAGUUAAUUGUGUUCCCAAUCCGAAUCAAGUCUGUGACAUCAAUGGUACAUUAAAAUGCAAGCCUUCGUUUUACAGUCCAAAUUGUUCUAUUAAUUGUGUUCCACAUGGAAAUUUGCUUUGUGACUCUCAUGGGCAACGCGUUUGUAAGACAAAUUACUGUGGAAUAGAUUGUUGUGGGCAUUGUAUCUCAAGUGGAAACCAAAUAUGUAACAAAUCGGGUUCCCUGGUGUGUAAACAGACGUUUUACGGUGUAAAUUGCUCUAAGCAGUGUAUACCAAGUGGAAAUAAAAUAUGUGAUUCCUCUGGAAACUUAAAAUGUAGCGAGAAUUUUUACGGAACGGACUGUUUAAUUAAGUGUACUCCAUUUGCAAACCUCUCAUGUGACACUGAUGGAACACUUGUUUGCAGGAAGAAUCACUGUGAUUCCGACUGCUGUGGUCAGUGUAUAGCGUCCGGGAAUCAAAUGUGUGCUGCAAAUGAAACUCUCAUCUGCAAACCAGGGUUUUAUGGAACUAACUGUACAAAACACUGUGUUCAAGGAAACACCACAACCUGUGAUUUGAAUGGCGAUAUAAUCUGCAAACCAAAUUAUUUUGGACCACAAUGCGCUGUAUUUUGCGUCCAAGACGGUAACAUUGAAUGUGAAAAUCACGGUGGACUGAUUUGUAAACCAAACUAUUGUGGAUCUGACUGCUGUGGGUUGUGUAUCGCCUCGGGUAACAGGAUGUGUUCCAAAAAUCAGACACUUAUUUGUAAAGAACAUUACUACGGCUCAAAUUGUACUAAAUUAUGCUUACCUAAAGGAAAGAAGAUUUGCAAUACAGAGGGUAAUCUCGUGUGUAAAACAGAUUUCUACGGAAUGAGUUGUGAAAAUCACUGUGUUUCGACUGGAAACUUGACUUGUGACUCAAAUGGGCAUCUGAAAUGCAAGGAAAACCAUUGUGGUCCUGACUGUUGCUCUGCCUGUAUCGCAGAUAAUCACAGUGAAUGUACAUCAAACGGUACAAAGGUUUGUAAGAAAAAUUAUUAUGGCACAGAUUGUUCCAUUUUCUGUAAGGCUGAAAAACACAAACGUUGUAACGUGAAGGGAAACUUAGUUUGUGCCGACCACUACUACGGCGACAAAUGUUCGAAAUAUUGCCUUGCCGAGGGGAAUCUCACGUGCUCCAAAGAAGGGGACUUAAUCUGUAAAAGCAAUCACUGUGGGACGGACUGUUGCUUAAACUGCAUCGCUAAAGGAAAUCAGGUGUGCACACUGAAUGGAUCAACAGUGUGUCUGCCGAACUAUUAUGGACAGCAGUGUUCCAGACGCUGUGAACCAAUGGGAAAUAAAAUUUGUGACGCGUUCGGACAUUUAGUUUGUGCCAAGAAUUUCUAUGGCAGAGACUGCAGCACUCACUGCGUGGCCUCAAGAAACCUGGCUUGUGACGUUAAUGGUAUUCUGCAGUGCAAUCCUAAUCAUUGUGGUGUAGAUUGUUGUAAGAACUGUAUAGCAACAAACACAACAAUGUGUGGCCCGGACGGACAUUUUCAGUGUAAAAAUAACUUUUAUGGGCCUAACUGCACGACGUUUUGCGCUCCAAUGAUUAAUUAUCAAUGUGGAGAAAAUGGGGAGAAAAUAUGCAGUAAAGGAUAUACAGGAACAGAUUGCAAGAAUGCAAUUACAACAACUACAACCGAAUCAACAACAAUGACAACAGACACAUUCACCACCUAUGGCAAAACCACACACCUGAAGACGAUGAAACUAGGCACCACGAUAAAAAAGGAAACAACUGUACCGCUCACAACUUCCAUGACUAACACCACAACAACAAUAAGUAGACCAUCGACCACGCCUUCUGCUACCACAUUAAAUUCCCUCACAUCUCCCCGGCAAAACACCUCAACAAAAACAUCAAAUCCAUCGACAACAGUGCUUACUUCAAAGAAGCCUAUCUUUUCAGCUCCCAGUAAAAAAGUUGUGGACAAUAAGAGCUGGGCUGACAGAUACAUGCCUAUCGUUGGCGGAUCCUUAGGAGCGGUGGCAGUGGCUAUUAUAAUUGUGGCGGUUGUUAUGCUAUAUAUUCAGAAACAAAGAAAACGCCCAGUAAUGGAGAAAACCAGAAUAUUUGGAGAAAAUAGCGUUGGAUAUCAGGAUAACCUUGACCUAAAUAUGAUUGACCAAGAAGAGGCUGCGACCUUUGACAACCCAACGUACGGCACGACAAAAUUAGUCAUUAAAACACAGGAAAACCUCCAAUCCAAUCCGCCAAUACAUACGACAGACGCUGCUAGCACUCAUAGCAUGGAAGUUUAAGGCACCGGAUGAUAAUUGUAGCUGUCUGUGAUA
This is a messenger RNA of Saccostrea echinata, 4080 nucleotides long. Its product is annotated as multiple epidermal growth factor-like domains protein 11. Lineage: Eukaryota; Metazoa; Mollusca; Bivalvia; Ostreida; Ostreidae. The record is from RefSeq and is a predicted model, not a curated record. Gene Ontology annotation, biological process: cell communication. The transcript has 9 exons. The coding region runs from base 25 to 4047 and encodes 1340 amino acids. Gene Ontology annotation, cellular component: membrane. Gene Ontology annotation, molecular function: scavenger receptor activity.